CUCCGCCAUUACCAUGCUAUGCGGCGUUGCUCAUUGGACGGGACAUCUGCUCAUUCCGAUCAGCCGCCCGCAGGCCUCGCAGAGCUGGUGACAAAGCGCCGUUGAAUGUUCAACCCUACUAAUUGCCCGACUCCAUUGUGUGAUUGCGGAGUCGAUAUGUCUCCUUAUUUUGGACCCUCUAGGAGUCCCUGCCCCUCCGCAAGGCUUGCUGAGUAAUUUAUUGUAGGUGACGUUGGUAUUGCCAGUGCCUUGCGCCUACAGGUAUACCUUCCAUCUACUCGCAUCUUUAUAUCCUCGCUGUAUAAGUACCACACCUCUUCGCCCUCAAGUCUCCAUCAAACGGUCAUCAGCUCAGUCCUCUCUUCCAACCAAGCAACACACUCGACCCAUUCAACAUACUCUCCCAAAGCUCUACAACUCGCACAGACUCGACGCCUCACAACCCCGCAGCAAUGACGAAACUCUUCAUCACAGGAGCAACCGGCUACGUCGGUGGAGACGCGCUCUACGCCAUUGCCAACGCUUAUCCGGACCUGGACAUCAUCGCACUCGUCCGCAACAGCGACAAGGGCGCCAAAGUAGCAGCGCAGUUCCCCAAGAUCAAGCUAGUCUUCGGCGAUCUCAGCAGCACCGAUUUGCUCACCUCGGAGGCCUCCAAGGCCGACAUCGUUCUUCACCUAGCCGAUUCCGACAAUGUCGAUGCUGCAAAAGCUAUCGUUGCCGGACUCUUGCAGAAGCAGACACCUGGCUAUUUCAUCCACAUCUCCGGCACCGGCAUUGUAGGCACCCCAGACUUCAUGCGCAAGACCUUUGGCGUCAAGGAUGAGAAGACGUACGACGAUUGGGAUAGCAUCGACGAGGUUACUUCUCUUCCUGACGACUACCUCCAUCGCAAUGUCGACAAGGUCGUGCUUGAGGCCUCAAAAGACAACCCUGGGAAGAUCAUCACCGCCAUCGUGUGCCCGCCGACCAUCUAUGGCCCGAGCCGCACUACAGGCAACAACAGGAGCAUCCAAGCCUUUUGGAUGGCGGAAGCUGUUUUGAAUCGCGGCAAAGGGUUCCAGGUCGGCGAGGGCAAGAAUCUCUGGACACAGAUCCAUGUCCAAGAUCUCAGCAACGUCUUCCUCGCGCUGGUCACUGCAGCCCUGCAAGGCGAUGCCAGCAAGGCGACCUGGAAUGACAAAGGCUACUAUUUCGUCGACAAUGGUCCCGAAUUUGCCUGGGGAGACGUUGCCAAGGCUAUUGCAAAGGCUGCCGCUGACAAGAAGCUCAUCAAGUCUGCCGAUAUUGACAGCCUCGACGGCGACGAAGUAACCAAAUUGCACCCGUUCGGGCCAUUCCUGUGGGGUACGAAUGCCAGGGCUAAGGCGAUCAGGGCGGGGAAGCUGCUCGGUUGGGCGCCCAAGCAGAAGGGCUUGCUUGAUUUCGUGCCCGAAAUCGUGGAUCAGGAAGCUAAGGCACUAGGACUGGUGAAGGGCCAUGCUGAAAAGGCUGCUGCUUGAGAAGCUUGUUAGAAUCGCGGAGUUCGAGUGAGGUGAAGGGGCAUCAGGAUGAGACGUACAAAUGUAUAUAGUUAGGACAGGAUAUAGAAUUCUUUCUU
This is a messenger RNA of Trematosphaeria pertusa, 1600 nucleotides long. RefSeq names its product NAD(P)-binding protein. Bases 453 to 1502 code for a protein of 349 amino acids. The transcript is spliced from 2 exons. Lineage: Eukaryota; Fungi; Ascomycota; Dothideomycetes; Pleosporales; Trematosphaeriaceae. The record is from RefSeq and is a predicted model, not a curated record.